AUGGGUACAACUAAACCUCGCCCUUCCGCGCGAGAAUCUGCCCCAAAAGUCCAAUCGUUACCAGAGAAGACCUUCAUCAUCGACAAUGGUGCAUAUACCCUGAAAGCUGGCUACGCAUCUGAAUCCCCUCCUACGAACGAUAUAGACCAAGCUCUUUCUGCCUGUAGCAUCAUUCCGAACGCGAUCGCCAAAACCCGUGGAAACCGCAUCUAUAUUGGUGCACAGCUGAGCACUCAAGUUACAGAUUGGAACGAGAUGGCCUUUCGACGUCCAGUGGAGAAAGGGUACAUUGUGAACUGGGAAGCGCAGAAGGAGAUUUGGGAAACUUCGUUCUUUGAUGAGAAAACCGUACGCUCAAAAGAUCUUCGAAUCGAGAACCCAGAAGAUACGACCCUUGUGCUCACCGAGGCGCCGAACGCUCUACCAACGCUUCAAAGAAAUGCUGAUGAGAUUGUCAUGGAAGAGUGGGGAUUCGGGGGAUAUCUGAGAUGUGUAGGGUCAUCAUUGAAUGCUUGGAAUGAUCUACAAUCUCUGUUCGGCGAUCCUGUUGGGCAAGAGCCUGGCCCUCUGGUUUCGCCAAAAGAAUGCUUACUUGUUGUCGAUUCUGGCUACUCUCAUACCACAGUGACCCCUCUAUACAGAGGCCAACCUCUUCAGCGCGCCAUCCGCAGACUCGACAUCGGUGGGAAGCAUCUGACGAACUAUUUGAAAGAAAUGGUAUCGAUGAGGCAAUAUAACAUGGUCGACGAAACCUAUAUCAUGAACGAGGUCAAGGAGGCUGUCUGUUUCGUUAGCAACAAUUUCGCAAAUGACCUGGAGCAGACAUGGCAGGGCAAUAGAAGACGCGGCCAGCCGGAUUCAAAUGAAGCGAUUACUGUGGACUAUGUGCUCCCCAAUCCAAAUGCAGGCAAGAAGGGCUUUAUGCGACCACAUGAGCCUCUUUCGGAUGCUAAGAAGCGGAAGAGUAUUCUGUCUGGUGCCGGUGCCGAGGCUCUCUCUGAAGAUGUCCUAUUACUGGGUAACGAACGCUUUACUGUGCCAGAAAUACUAUUUACCCCAGGAGAUAUUGGAAUGAAGCAGGCGGGUAUCCCGGAUAUUAUUCUCCAGAGUCUCUCUGUUCUACCCACGGGAUUGCACCCAUCGUUCCUCGCAAAUGUUCUGGUCGUUGGCGGGAAUUCCCUGAUCCCGGGCUUCCUGGAAAGACUAAAGCGAGCUGCGGCAGAUAGCGUCUGUAGAAUGCCCCGUAAGGGUUCGGCGCCCUCAAGACCCCAUACGUUCCACGUGGCUUGGGGCGUCCCGAAUGGCAACUAA
Messenger RNA from Aspergillus clavatus NRRL 1, 1311 nucleotides. RefSeq names its product actin family protein (gene arp6). Gene Ontology annotation, cellular component: Swr1 complex. Gene Ontology annotation, molecular function: nucleosome binding. The record is from RefSeq and is a predicted model, not a curated record. The transcript has 4 exons. NCBI's taxonomy places the organism in Eukaryota, Fungi, Ascomycota, Eurotiomycetes, Eurotiales, Aspergillaceae. Bases 1 to 1311 code for a protein of 436 amino acids.